Molecule: messenger RNA, 4726 nt
Organism: Rhodotorula graminis WP1
Lineage: Eukaryota; Fungi; Basidiomycota; Microbotryomycetes; Sporidiobolales; Sporidiobolaceae
Exons: 6
Coding region: 1-4563 (1520 amino acids)
Biological process (GO): mitotic spindle assembly checkpoint signaling; meiotic sister chromatid cohesion, centromeric; protein phosphorylation
Molecular function (GO): ATP binding; protein kinase activity
Source: RefSeq, a predicted model, not a curated record
AUGGCGGACCCGCAGGCGCCGCUCGUCACCCCUUCGAGGCCGCCCGUUACCGUCGACAUCUCGACCAUCGAGGCCGCAAAGGAGAACAUCGUCCCGCUCCACUCUGGCCGCUCAGCCUCGCAACUCGCCGCCCUCUCGACCUCGACCCGCGCCGGCCUCGGCCUCAAGCUCGAUGCAGAGCACGCCCGGUUCCAGGCCCAGAUCGCCGCCGUCGACGUGUACGAGGCGACCGGCGCGUGGGACGACGGCCGCGACGGCCUCGCCGCAGACGACGUCGCCCUCCUCGCCGAGGACCCGCUCGACGUGUCGCACCAGUACGUGCGCUUCAUCGUCGCCAACUACCCGGCCGGUGCGAGCGCCGCCAACAAGCUCGUCCCUGUCCUCGAGGCGACGACGCGCAAGUUCCUCGCCGACGGCCGGUACACCAACGACCCGCGCUACUUUCGCCUAUGGGCCCACUACGCCAAGAACAUGGAGGACGCCGAGGACUGCUACCGCUUCCUGUUCGCCAAGGGCGUCGCCGAGAAGCUCGCCGCCCUGUACGAGGAGUACGCCAAGGUCCUCGAGGCCAAGCACAAGCGCAAGCAGGCCGACCAGGUCUACAACCUCGGCAUCAACCGCCGCGCGACGCCGCUCGACCGCCUCAAGCGCUCGUACCUCGACUUCCAGGCGCGCAUGCUCGUCGCGCCGCCCGUUCCCUCUCCUCCUCGGCCCUCGGCGCCCACCGCCGACGCGCGCCCGAUCCUGUCGCGUCCAGCAGGCGCCGUCGUCGCCGCCGGCUCGGGCACGGGCGCGGGCACGGGCGUGCGACCCGCCGGCAACGGGAGCCUGUUCGCCGUGUUCCGCGACGGGGCGGGCGGCGCGAGCGAGGCGGGCAAGGAGGCUGGGUGGGAGGACUACGGGACGGUCAAGAGCCGCACGAGGGAGAACGACGAUGACAAGAAGGAGUGGGCGGGCGAGGUCAUGCCGCAGAAGGGCGCGGCGACGUCCAAGCCGGGAGGGUUCAAGCUCGAGGUCUUCCGCGACGAGAUCGCCGCCGCCGCCGUCUCGGCGCACCUCCUGUCCGACACGGACGUCUUCUCGCGCUCGUCGCGCGCUCCGACCGAGGCCGACCUCCUGCGCUCGAACCCGUUCAAGAACUACGGCGCGUCCGACGCAGGCCUCGUCGCGCGCGACCCGCUCGAAGGCCUCGAGGUCCUGCCCCGGGCCGGCGCGAGCAGCUCGGGCGCCGGGAAGAGCCGCAGCUCGAGCCGCGAGGGCGACAAGGACAAGGACGGCGCGCGCAAGGUGCGCUCCGUCAAGAAGCCGGCGAGUUCGUCCUCGACGAGCGUGUCGUCGUCGUCGUCGUCGAGUAAGGGCAAGACGGCGUCGAGCAAGCCGGCGUCAUCGUCGUCGAGCGCCGACCCGGCCGCCAAGCCCAAGGAGCGCGUCGCCAUCAACCUCGCCGAGAUCUACCCGAACGAGACGGACGAGUUCUCGCCCGAGGAGGUCCGGGCGCGCAAGCACGUCGAGGCGACGCGAACGUGGGGCGGGUGGGAGUGGGCGGCGCAGUGGGACGAAGAGACUGCGAGGACUGGCUCGACGAGCUACAAGAUCGACGCCGAGACGGGCUGGCCGGUCCUGUACGACACCAACACGGGCGCUCCUCUCUACGACUUCCUCCCUCGACCUGUCGCGCCAUCACCUGUUCCCGCACCCGGCGCACCCGCACUCGCCGGGGCGGCUUCGCCCUCGCCAGCUUCGCCGACUCGCCCCUCGUCGCAGCCCGAGCGCAGCCUUCUUUCCCCUUCUCCUCCUCCGGCGCAACGCGUCGCACUCGAGCUCGGCGACGCCGCAUCGCCUGCUCGCGAGCGCUCGCCGUCCCCACCUCUUCCCCUCGACCCGAACCGCCCUCCCUCGCCGACCAUGAACACGCGCGCCGCCAACGCGCUCCUCGACCACCUGUUCGCCAAGACGCUCGACUUUACCAAGGUCAACGGCGCCGGCCGAGCCGGGCAGGACUCGUCGGACGACUCGGACGACGACUCGGACGACGACGACGAGGCGGCGUUCGGCGGCCUGCCCGGCGGCACUGAGAGCCAGUUCUCGACGCAGGGUGCGACGCAGCAGAGCGACGCCGACGUGUCGGACGCGCCGUUCGCGCCAUUCAGCCAGACCCGGAGCCAGAUGGACGACGACUCGGCCUACUACGGCUCGCAGCAGCGCCACCUUGCCGACGCGCACGCUCGCCUCGACGUCGUCGCCGAGGGCGACGAGAACGACGAGAACACGCCUGCGCCUGUCGUCGCAGCAGCCGCCGCCGCAGCGCCCCUGCAGCUGUUCCGGGACGGCUCGUCUCAGCCGCCGGCCACCCCGAGCGGCGGGUUCCGCCCCGUCACGCGUGUCGGCUCGGCUCGUGCGCCGCUCGGCAUGAAGGCGGGCACGCCCCUCGCGGCGCAGCCGCCGCCGCCGUCGUCGCUGUUCAGCGUGUUCCAGGACGGCGCCGCCGCGCCGCCGUCGGGCCAGGGCGUCUUUGGGGACGACGACGACGACGUCGUGCCGUCGUCGCAGGAGAGCGACUCGACGCCGCUCGGCCCGCUGCAGCCGCUGCAGGAGGACGACGACUCGUUCGCCGAGCAGGACGAGUUCGAGGCGCCGUUGCGCGGUUCGCAGGACGGCGACGAGUCGUCGCAGCGCGACGGCCCGAACGACGGCUACGACCUCGGCCGGCGCGUGCCCGGGCAGCCGAGCCGGUACGCGCCGUACGUGCAGCAGAUGACGCCCAUCGUCGAGCGCACGCUCGAGUUCACCAACGGCACGGGCCUCCUGUCGGCGAGCCAGAAGGGCCGCCGCGACAGCUACUACCCGGGCGGCGGCGCCGGUGGUACUGUCGCCGAGGAGGACGAGGACGAGCCGAGCACGGAGGAGGACGACGAUGACGAGGAGGACGGCGACCGGGCCUUUGUCGCCUCGUUCCAGCAGCCCUCGUUUGUCGCCCAGCAGCCGCCGGUCCUCCAGCAGCAGCAGCCCCAGCAGCAGCUCGACGCCGACAGCAGCAGCGACGACAGCAGCGACGACUCGUCGGACGAGGACGACGCGCCCGCACCUUCCCUCCUGCAAGAGCCCGUCUUCGUCCCGCCGCCCGUGUCGUCGCCGGCGCCACCUUCCCGGUCCUCGCUCGGCCACGACGGCUCGUACGACGCCUCGCUCAGCACCACCCUGCCCGACGGCCUCAGCAUCGCCGGCAACCAGAGCGGCAUGGUCACCGACAUCGUCGUCGACGCGAGCACGACCCGCCGUUCGUCGAGCCUGCCCGCCGCCGACGCGCCCGCACCCGUCGACCCGUACAGCGGCGCCACCCUGUCGGCCCUCCUGCGUGCGGCCAACCCUCCCGUCCUCGAGCACGCCGACGUGCACAACCUGCGCCACGAGACGGCCGACCGGCUCGCCGGCCUGCAAAAGGCGGCCAAGCGCCGCAACCGCACGAGCAGCGGCAAGGGCGGCAAGGACCGCACGGGCACGAUCGACGAGGCGUGGGACGUCGAGCUCGGCGGCGAGACGUUCUCGGUGCGCGACAAGCUCGGCGAGGGGUCGUACGGCGCCGUGUUCCGGAUCGCGCUCGGCGGCGGCGGCGACGACGACGACUUUGACGCCGACGCCGAGGACGAGCUGUCGCUCGCCGUCAAGGUCGAGAACCCGGCCAACCUGUGGGAGUUCUACGUCCUGUCGCAGCUGCACGCGCGCCUGCCCGAGCGAGCUCGCGCGUCGGUCGUCGCCGCCCAGCGCCUGUACGCCUACCGCGACGAGUCGUUCCUGUUCCUCGACUACUGCGACCAGGGCAGCCUCCUCGACGCCGUCAACCACGCGCACGAGUCGGGCGUCGCCCCGACAGCGUCGGGCAGCUCGGGCCAGGGCGUCGACGAGCUCCUCGCCAUGUUCUUCGUCGUCGAGGUCCUGCGCACGCUCGAGGGCUUCCACGCCUCGGGCUUCGUCCACGGCGACCUCAAGAUCGACAACUGCCUGCUCCGCCUCGAGGAGGUGCCCGGCGGCGCACGAGCGUGGGCGCCGACGUACGACCCGUCGGGCGCCAACGGGUGGGCGCACAAGGGCCUCAAGCUCAUCGACUUUGGGCGCUCGAUCGACCUGUCGGCGUUCCCUCGCGGCCAGGCGUUCUCGACCGACCAGGACCCGCACGAGCUCGACUGUGCCGAGAUGCGCGAGGGCCGCCCGUGGACGUUCGAGCCCGACUACUACGGCGCGGCCUCGAUCGCGGUCAACCUCCUGUUCGGGCGCACGAUCGAGACCAAGCGCGUGCCCGUCGACGACGCGCAGCCCGAGGGCCCGCUCAAGUGGACGCUCGCCCACUCGUGCCGGCGGUACUACCAGGUCGACCUGUGGACGCGCCUGUUCGACGUGCUCCUCAACCCGAGGAGCGUCCGCGCCGACUCGAGCCUGCCCGUCGUCGACGAGCUCGCGGCCGUGCGCCACAAGAUGGAGGAGUACCUGCGCCAAAACGGCGAGAAGGCGGGCAAGAGCCUGCGCGGGCUCAUCAAGAAGCUCGAGAUCCACUCGAUGAUGCGCUAAGUCGUUAAGGAGAGCGACCCGGUCCCCCUUCCCCUUUGCCGUCCCCCUUCGUCUUUCACUCGCCCUCCCUCGAGCCUUAGUUUCCCCCCUCCUCCUUUGUGCACCUCGUCUCACAGCCUGGCACGCCUGCAUUGUACCGCACCCGCGCUCGGCGCCUCAUGUC